CCGUACAGUGGUUACACGUGAGUUAUGUGGCUUCAAAUCGUGUAAAUAGACCAGUGCUUUGUGUUCUCGAUGGAAUUUUCUGAAAAAUGCAAUCGUAACCCAAAUUCCAGAUUGGAUAUUUUCUGUAAUUAUUAACAGUCCAUUUUAAGAAGUCAACGUCUGCUUUCCGUCGUUAGUGCUGUCACUUAGCUAGUAACAUUAGCUAACUUAGCAUUUAGCUGUUGUCAAGACAUCUGCGAUGAAGUGUGGCUUCAACUUCCUAUUUAUCUAAUAAAAGUGUAAUAUCUUUACGAUGCUGUACUUUAUUGGGCUUGGAUUAGGAGAUGCAAAGGACAUCACCGUAAAAGGACUAGAAAUUGUAAAGCAAUGCAGUCGUGUCUACCUAGAAGCCUACACGUCCAUACUGACAGUUGGGAAAGAUGCGUUGGAGGAGUACUAUGGACGGGAACUGAUACUGGCCGACAGAGACAUGGUGGAACAGGAGGCUGACGAGAUCCUCAGAGGGGCUGACAUCAGUGAUGUGGCAUUUCUGGUGGUGGGAGAUCCAUUUGGCGCCACCACCCACAGUGACUUGGUCCUGAGAGCAGUGAAUGCUGGAAUACAAUACAGAGUCAUUCAUAACGCCUCCAUCAUGAAUGCUGUUGGAUGCUGUGGCCUACAGCUAUAUAACUUUGGAGAGACGGUGUCCAUUGUGUUCUGGACGGACACCUGGAGACCAGAGAGUUUCUAUGAUAAAAUUAAGAAGAACCGGGACCUGGGAAUGCACACGCUGUGUCUGCUUGAUAUCAAAGUCAAGGAGCAGUCCAUGGAGAAUCUGAUGAGGGGUCGUAAGGUUUAUGAACCCCCCCGGUACAUGACCGUCAGCCAGGCGUCCGGGCAGCUCCUGGAGAUCGUAAACAACAGGAGGAAUCGGGGAGAUGACCUUGCCAUCAGUGAGGAGACGAUAUGCGUGGGUUUGGCCCGGGUCGGCGCCGAGGACCAGGCCAUCCGCGCAGGGACACUGAGCCAGCUUGCGACCUGCGACCUGGGAGGCCCGCUGCACUCCCUGAUAGUGACGGGUAACCUGCACCCGCUGGAGGUCGACAUGCUGCGACUUUCAGCCGUCACCGCUGACGCACUGCAGGGCCUCCGUGCUGCGGACAGCUCCACCUACACCUCCUGAUGUACAGCCCUCCGCGCCGCCACCACAGCUCCACCUACACCUCCUGAUGUACGGCCCUCUGCGCCGCCUCCACAGCUCCACCUACACCUCCUGAUCUACGGCCCUCCGCGCCGCCACCACAGCUCCACCUACACCUCCUGAUGUACGGCCCUCCGCGCCGCCACCACAGCUCCACCUACACCUCCUGAUAUACGGUCCUCCGCGCCGCCACCACAGCUCCACCUACACCUCCUGAUGUACGGCCCUCUGCGCCGCCACCACAGCUCCACCUACACCUCCUGAUGUACAGCCUGCUAAACAAACUGACGGUUCCAAAGACACUCUGACUGUUACUUACACACACACACACACACACACACACACACACACACACAGAGGUCCACGUGUUUUACUGGCCUACUAAAAUGCUAUCUUAUCCUUACACUUGUUUACUUGAAAUGUCUCCCAGAUGACACAUCUGGUUGCUUUAUGAUUAUUGUGUCUGUCUGCUAGUUCAGUCUCACUAUGGCCUUCUAACCAGGGUCAUCAAAUUACCUUUGCCGCUUGCUGGCUAAGCCGUGGUGUGCAUUUUGUCAGGAAAUGUAAUUACUGUGAUUGAGGAGUAAAUGAAGGAAAAGGUCAGAGAGGAGCAUAAGUGGGGUCGGAUUAGUGUUUCGCAGAAAUUAAAUGGUCCUGUAAUUUCAUGUUCUGUAUUCUUGUAUUUCAAUUACGGUGGCUUUGCAAAUUAUUCUGACCCCUUCACUUUAUCCACAUUUAUUUGGGUUAUACACUUAAUUUAUAAUAUAGAUUUUUUUUGCUUAUAAUUUUUUAUUGAAAAUUGAAAUAAGCAUUCAAACCUAUAUUCAGUACUCUGUAUGAGUGCCUCAGGCAGAGAUCACAGCUUUGAGUUUUCUUGUCUCAUCAGACCACAGAAUAUUUCCCAUAGUGCUCUAAGAGUCCUUUAAGUGCUGUUUUGCUGCUGUGUAACUUCAGGUGGGCUGUCAUGGGCCUUUUACUCAGGGAGUGGCUUCCGUCUGGCCACUUUGCCAUAAAGGCCUUAUUGAUGGAGGGCUGUAUAGAUGGUUGUGCUUUUGACAUGUUCUCCCAUCUCUGCAGAGAAACCAUGUUAAAGUGGCCAUAGGGUUCAGACCAAGCCCCUUCUUGCCCGGUUACUUAGUUUGGCCAGACUUACAGCUAUGGCAAGGGUCCUGGUGGUUCCAAAAGUCUUCCGUUUCACAAUGAUGGAUCCGCCUGGUGUCUCUGGGACUUUCAAUGCUUUAGCCAGUUUUUAUUACCUUUCCCAAAAUUGUGUUAUUAGUUAUUAGAUUGAUGGCAAAAAAAAAAAAA
Molecule: messenger RNA, 2488 nt
Organism: Esox lucius (northern pike)
Lineage: Eukaryota; Metazoa; Chordata; Actinopteri; Esociformes; Esocidae
Gene: dph5
Product: diphthamide biosynthesis 5
Exons: 8
Coding region: 293-1162 (289 amino acids)
Biological process (GO): protein histidyl modification to diphthamide
Molecular function (GO): diphthine synthase activity
Source: RefSeq, a predicted model, not a curated record